AUGUCUGUGGUCAAAAUCGUGUGCUGUCUCCUCUUAAUGUGUCACCUCAGUGAGGGGAAGAGAAGCAAAGGAAACAGAGCAGCGGACUCAGCGCUGAGGGUGAAGGAGCCGUAUGUCAGCAGUUCAGACUUCAGCCUGUUUUUGGGAGACGAUGACACCUGCACGCUGGACCCUCUGCAGCUGCACACGCUCACCUCCUGUGGCUUCAACAGCAGUAAUCCCCUCAUCAUCAUCACUCACGGGUGGUCGGUGGAUGGCAUCAUGGAGAACUGGGUGAACAUGCUGGCCCAAGUCCUGAAGACACAUCUUGGGGACAUAAACGUGAUUAUCACCGACUGGAUGUCUCUGGCUUGUCAGCACUACCCCAAAGCAGCGCAGAGCACCCGCACCAUUGGAAAAGACAUUGCUCAUUUGCUGCAGGUUCUUCAGCAAGAGUAUCAGUACCCACUCAGAAAAGCUCAUCUGAUUGGCUAUAGUCUUGGCGCUCACAUCUCUGGCUUUGCUGGAAGCUACUUGGAAGGUCCGGAGAAAAUUGGAAGAAUUACUGGUCUGGAUCCGGCCGGGCCGUUCUUCGAAGGCAUGUCGCCCACAGACAGACUCUCUCCGGACGACGCCGAGUUUGUGGACGCCAUCCACACCUUCACCCGCGAACGGAUGGGCCUCAGCGUGGGCAUCAAGCAAGACGUGGCUCAUUAUGACUUCUACCCCAAUGGAGGACAUUUCCAGCCGGGAUGUGAACUGACGCAUAUUUUGAAGCAAAUCGCGCAUCACGGCGUCCUCGAUUUACAACAAACAGUGAAAUGUGCCCAUGAGCGGGCCGUCCGUCUGUUCAUGGACUCUAUUCUGAAUAAAGACAAGCAGAGUAAGGGCUACCGGUGCAGCAACAGCGAGGCCUUUGACAAGGGCCUCUGCCUGGACUGCCGCAAGAAUCGCUGCAACACGCUGGGCUACUACAUCAAGAAGGUCCGCACCGGCACCCCCAAGAGACUCUUCUUGAAAACAGGAGGGCAGAUGCCGUACAAACUUUACCAUUACCAAUUCAGGAUCCAGUUCAUCAAUCAGAUGGCCGAUAUCGAGCCGUCUCUCACCAUCUUCCUCACUGGAACAAAGGACGAGAGUGGAGAACUCACCUUUACGUUCCCUGAAAGCAUCGCCGGUAACACAAGCUUCAGCUUCCUGGUCGCCCUGGAGAGAGACUUGGGGGAGCUGAUGAUGCUCAGGAUGCGGUGGGAGAGGUCGGACAUGUUGAAGACGACAUGGAGCGAUAUGCUGAACAUCAUCCUCUGGGGGGUCCAGGAGGAGAAACCCUGGCUCAGCGUGGGCAGAAUCAGCGUCAAAUCUGGGGAGACACAGGAGAGGACGUUUUUCUGUGCCAUGGCAAAUGAUGGACAGCACAUUGAAAAGUCUCAAGACAAAGAUUUUGUGCGCUGUCAAGAGCAAACACCAAAGCUGCACAGAAGGAAGCACAACUAACACAUUUUGUGAGACGCUGAUGGAAAACAUCAGGACAGAAAUCUCAUUUCUCAUGUCGAGGCUGGUUUCAGGAGCAAAUUCAAAAUCUAUUUUUGUUUUAAAGGUUCCAUGA
This is a messenger RNA of Salarias fasciatus (jewelled blenny), 1585 nucleotides long. It is a transcript of the gene lipca, whose product is annotated as lipase, hepatic a. The record is from RefSeq and is a predicted model, not a curated record. Gene Ontology annotation, molecular function: lipoprotein lipase activity; apolipoprotein binding. Bases 1 to 1473 code for a protein of 490 amino acids. Lineage: Eukaryota; Metazoa; Chordata; Actinopteri; Blenniiformes; Blenniidae. Gene Ontology annotation, biological process: lipid catabolic process. The transcript is spliced from 9 exons.